This is a messenger RNA of Solanum tuberosum (potato), 1316 nucleotides long. RefSeq lists its product as uncharacterized. The record is from RefSeq and is a predicted model, not a curated record. The transcript has 4 exons. NCBI's taxonomy places the organism in Eukaryota, Viridiplantae, Streptophyta, Magnoliopsida, Solanales, Solanaceae. The coding region runs from base 246 to 1019 and encodes 257 amino acids.
GACGAAGAAAUAAGAACCGUGUAAUUUGAAUAGCAUCCAAUUUGUCCGCCAUUAGAGAAGUUCCAUCGCAGUUUCUCAUAUUGCUCUUCUCCUUCUUUUUCUUCCAUCCUCUUUCUCCGAACCUUCAAAAUCCUAACUCCAAAAUCACCAUUCGCAUUCUACAUUUUCUAUAUAAAUAAUCUCUAGAUCUUCACCGUACGAAACAGAAAAAAAUAAAAUAGUACUACUAAAUUUUGGUAUCAACAAUGGCGACGCAGGAAAAUCAAAACGUAAUCGUAAUGAGACACGGUGACCGGUUGGAUAACUUUGAGGAAUUGUGGGUGAUGAAAGCGGAAAGGCCGUGGGACCCACCUUUGCAUCAGGAUGGUAAGAUCCGGGCAUUUUGUACGGGUCAAAAGAUCCGAUCCAGUAUUGAUUUCCCGAUCCAUCGGGUUUUCGUUUCUCCGUUUCUCCGAUGUGUGCAGACUGCUGCAGAGGUCGUACGUGCUCUUUGUGACGUUGCUGAUCACAGCGGCGAGUCUAAUGUCUUGUCAUCCAAUUCCGAUUCAGUCAUCAUUGAUCCAUCUAAAGUCAAAGUAUCUAUUGAAUAUGGUUUGUGUGAAAUGCUGAAUUUAAUAGCCGUAAGAGCUGCUGUAGCUCCUAAGGAUGGGGAUUUCAAAUUCAGCAUCUCACAAUAUGAAUCUGAGUUGCCUGCUGGAACUGUAGAUAACACUGUUGAACCUGUGUAUAAGAAGCUGCCAGAGUGGGAAGAGUCGUUGGAAAGUGCAAGGGCUAGAUAUGUGGAGGUAGUUAAGGCCCUUGCUGAUAAGUAUCCUUCUGAGAACCUGUUGUUAGUCACACAUGGUGAAGGAAUAGGUUCCAUCUUUACUGAGCUUAACAAGGAUGCAACUGUAUUAGAGGUAGCAUAUUGUGGACAUUUGUACGCGAAGAGAAGUAUCCAAUCUGGAGAGAACCAAUCAUUUACUGCUGGAGAGUUUGUAUACGAGAAACAAACCGGUAUAAUAUCUGCUGCUAAAUAAAAAUAAGUCUACCAGACUCUUAAGUGAUUGUAUUGUUCGGAUUUCUUCCCUUUCUGCCAUGUCUGUUACUUAUCGUCCAUUUGGCGAAGCUUGCUGCUUGUCCAUUGCUGAACUAUGUUAUUACUCUUUUCUUGUUUUGAAACUUUUGAUUUGAAAGAGAGGUUAUGGAGCCCAGAUGGCUUCUGUUACCACCUUGUAAUUGUGAAAUCCCAAGAUGUAUUGUUCUCUGUUGGACUACUUACAUCCCAAUUGCAAUUGUUAUUUUGAGAAUGAUAUGUGGUAUUGCUAUUAUUUCCA